Molecule: messenger RNA, 519 nt
Organism: Aspergillus sclerotioniger CBS 115572
Lineage: Eukaryota; Fungi; Ascomycota; Eurotiomycetes; Eurotiales; Aspergillaceae
Exons: 3
Coding region: 1-519 (172 amino acids)
Source: RefSeq, a predicted model, not a curated record
AUGACGGAAUACUCUGCUGCCUUCAGUGCCACCGCCGAAUCCACUUCCGUGUCAAGCGAACCCAAACAGCCCGAAGCUUUCAUGCAGGACAUACUCGGCUCGGAUGGCUCACAGCAGCAGCAGCAACAUCAUCUUCUUCAUCCAGACCCCAAGGCCCAGACGGCUAGUACCCUCCCUAUCUGGUUCCAGGCCAUCAAAGGCACCAGCGCCAUCCACUCGGGUGUCAUGAACCUGCCAAUGAUCAUCAGUUUCGUGAUCGCGUCCGUGUCGGGCGGACUCUGGCCACACCAAGUGGAUCGGCUACCAGGUGAUCCUGGGGCUGGGGAGCAGAACAUUGCCAAGGAGGUGCCGUCGAUUGAUCCGGAGACGGUGGUCAAUGUAGGGGUCAUGGCCUUGUACCAUGUAGUUAUUGUGGCUUACAACCGGGCCAUGACGCAUACAUUUUAUGUUGGAGUUGCGAUGGCAUGCCUGAGUGUUUUGGGGGCAGUGUUGGAGUGGGUAUAUAUCAGUGCAGCUUGA